This is a messenger RNA of Ictalurus punctatus (channel catfish), 2648 nucleotides long. It is a transcript of the gene mycn, whose product is annotated as MYCN proto-oncogene, bHLH transcription factor. Gene Ontology annotation, biological process: regulation of transcription by RNA polymerase II. The record is from RefSeq and is a predicted model, not a curated record. The coding region runs from base 168 to 1523 and encodes 451 amino acids. The transcript has 3 exons. Lineage: Eukaryota; Metazoa; Chordata; Actinopteri; Siluriformes; Ictaluridae. Gene Ontology annotation, molecular function: RNA polymerase II cis-regulatory region sequence-specific DNA binding; protein dimerization activity; DNA-binding transcription factor activity, RNA polymerase II-specific.
CGGUUGGAGAGAAUGCAACUGUGCAGCGCGGCUCGCUCACACCGGGCGCAGUAAGGAGGCGCGAGACAGACGCUUGAACACCGCGUCUGGCUUCGAAUAACACACACACACACACACACAUACACACAUACACACCACCAGCAGAGUUUGUUGUUUUAAAGAACACAAUGCCAGCCGUGAUGAAAAACUCCGAUCUGGAGUUCGACUCCUUCCAGCCGUGUUUCUACCCGGACGAGGAUGAUUUUUACUUGUGCGGCCCGGGAGAGGACAUCUGGAAAAAAUUCGAGCUUCUACCGACUCCGCCGCUGUCCCCGAGCCGCGCGGCGCUCGCGAGCGGUGAUGCGGGGGUCGAGUGCGCGUCUCUGGGUGAGUUUGGACUCGGCGAUCCGCUGGACUGGGCUUCUGAGCUGCUGCUUCUCCCGCCGCAGGACACCGAGGACGAAGCGUGGCGCGCACCGGAGAGCGACCUGUUCGGCGCGUGUGCGCUGGACGACCCGGUCAUCCUGCAGGACUGCAUGUGGAGCGGCUUCUCGGCGCGCGAGAAGCUCGAGCGCGCCGUCAACGAGAAGCUCGGCCGGACCGUUUCCUCGGUAUCUGCCGCCGCCGCAUCCGCUUCUGGAUCUUCCGGACUUAAAAGCAGCGCUGUGAAGGCGCCCGAGUCGAACCGGGCUGCGACUGAGUGCGUGGACCCGGCUGUGGUUUUCCCCUUCCCCGUGAACAAAAGGAACGGAGGGCAGAGCGCGAGCCAGACGACGAGCGCAUCUUUGGCUCAAGUGGACAGGCGAGCGGACGACACCCCGAGCGACUCCGACGACAAUGAUGACGGGGAUGACGAAGACCAAGAUGACGAGGAAGAUGAUGAGGAAGAUGAAGAAGAAGAUGAAGAAGAAGAAGAAGAGGAGGAGAUCGAUGUAGUCACAGUUGAGAAGCGGCGGUCCACUGCUAGCAAGAACUUCAACUCUCAGGCGACAUCGUCAGCGAGCCGGCUAAAUCCGGGCACGAGCCGGGCGCCCCAGGAGCUCAUUUUAAAAAGGACGGCGGCUGCCUCCAUCCACCAGCAGCAGCACAACUACGCAGCGCCUUCGCCGUACUCGGACGAUUCGGACCUUCCCUCAGCUCCCCCGAGCAAAAAACACAGAUCCGACAGCAGCGCUAGCUCCAGCACAAUCUCCCAGCGUAGUGCUAAAACAAACACGUGCUUGCCGAUCUCGCUGAACGGGACUCAGCGGCUCAGGAAAAGCGGCUCGGGCUCUGACUCGGAGGACAACGAGCGCCGCCGCAACCACAACAUCCUGGAGCGGCAACGACGCAACGACCUGCGCUCCAGCUUCCUGACUCUACGCGAUCAGCUGCCCGAGCUGGCUAAAAACGACAAGGCAGCCAAGGUGCUAAUCCUCAAGAAGGCCACAGAGUACGUGGGUUCACUCGAGACCCAGGAGCACCGGCUUCGUCAGGAAAAGGACAAGCUCCAGGCGAGACGGCAGCAACUCCUCCGCCGCCUGGAGCACGCCAGAACUCGCUAGCCUGCUACAUGCUAACCUUUAGCACUCACGGCUGCAAGCUAAUUGGCUGAACAGCCCCCCAAAAAAACUAAUUUACGGACACUCACUGCCGCCACUUUCUUUGCACAUUUUUUGGACGUCUAGAAUGUUUCGGGUUUACUUUUGUCAUUCCAGUCACAUCAAGGAAAAGAGAAAGUACAAGGAUGGUCCCUUAUUCCAUCCUAAUUUCUUAUUGUUUUUGUUUUUUUUAUGAAAAAAAAAAAAGGGUUUGCUGUCAGAAUUGACGGACAAACCCCUUCCUCCCUCAGACUUUCGUAGAACUGCCAUUCAGGAACGUGGAAGUCGACGAGGAGCACGCAAUACAACACACACCCACUUUGCCUUCACUUUGCAAAUGACACGAAAAAAAAAAGAAGCAAAUAAAAGUUUUUUUUUUUUUUUAAAUCAAUAUGAGACACGAUUCAGGAGUCGGUUCAGUGGGACUCGACUCUCUCACACACCUCUGUUUCUGGUGCUUUUAACUCCAGAUAUACCUCUGAGCACCUUGAUGUCAGUUAAGCAAAAUACUAUCAGUCUGCCUUGUUUUUUUGUACACAGAACUGUCUUUGGGUUUUUCUAAGAAAAUAACUAGACUGGAAGUUUAUAUACCUUUAUUAAGUACUGUAUGACCUCGAUUUACGAGGAACUUUGUAAUAUAAUAUGUUUUUUUAUUUGUUUUUUUUUUUUUUUUCAGUUUCAUAUUAUCGUUCUUUGUUCAUCACAUGAUACUUACUAAUUUGUACACCUAUGCUUUAGUGUGCUUCUGAUACAUACUAAAAUUUGAUACUUAUAUUUUCGUAUGAAAAUGAGUUGAGUAGAUAUCACUAUCUUGUUUUAUCUCUUUGCUCUUUACGUUCAUUUUUUUUUUUAUUGUACAGAAAUCUCUCUAUCUACAUUUACCUUCCUCCCUUGUUUGUUUAUAUAUUUGUACCUCUCGGGUUCAUAGAACUGGGUCAAUGGGAAUGUUUUUUUCUUCUCUCUCUCUCUCUCUCUCUCUCUCUCUCUUUCUCUCUCUCUCUCUUUCUUUUUCUAAGCGUACAUUUUAGUGCUGCAACUCAUAGCACUUUGAAAUACCUCAUUUUGAAAAAUAAAUAGAAUUUGAAAACA